Molecule: messenger RNA, 12686 nt
Organism: Carica papaya (papaya)
Lineage: Eukaryota; Viridiplantae; Streptophyta; Magnoliopsida; Brassicales; Caricaceae
Source: RefSeq, a predicted model, not a curated record
UGCAAAGGACCGACCGGCACAUAUAUAUCUCGCAUUCACACACGGAAAUCUUCUCUCAAAUUUCUUCAUUUUAUUUCAUUUCUCUCUUCGAACAGUCCGCUUCUCUUGGAAUCUUUCACCCAUUUUUCUCCCUCUGCAGAUCACAGAUACAAAGGGUUUCGACUCUCAAAGUCUAGCAACAAACCCUAAGUAGAUACCAACGAUUCAAAUUCACGAUUGUUUUUGCCAACUCUCCUGCUAUUUUAUGGCGAUUCUUCCACCGCGAUCGUUGGCGAAUUGCACAACCAAGAUGAAUUGUAUUGUUUGCUGUUUGAACUGAUGCAAGAAUCGAUUUGAUCAUCACCAUGUUCGAAGCUCACGUUCUGCAUUUACUUCGAAGAUAUUUGGGGGAAUAUGUCCAUGGACUAUCAACAGAGGCUUUAAGAAUCAGCGUUUGGAAAGGGGAUGUUGUUCUCAAAGAUUUAAAAUUGAAGGCUGAGGCACUCAAUUCACUUAAACUUCCAGUCACUGUCAAAGCUGGUUUUGUUGGCACCAUAACGUUAAAGGUUCCCUGGAAAAGCUUAGGAAAAGAACCUGUAAUAGUUCUCAUUGAUCGUGUCUUCAUUUUAGCAUGCCCCACCCCUGAUGGCCGGACUCUUAAGGAGGAGGAUAGGGAGAAGCUUUUUGAAACCAAACUUCAGCAAAUUGAGGAGGCCUUAGAAGCCUUGGUGCACAUUAUGGCGACUAAGUUGAUAGUUGAUUCUUUGCAGUCACCUCCUGGAAAUUCAUGGCUUGGUUCUCUUAUUGCUACAAUUAUUGGAAACCUAAAAAUAUCUAUUAGCAAUGUACAUAUCAGAUAUGAGGAUUCUGUUAGUAAUGUGGGACAUCCAUUUUCUUCGGGAAUUACCUUGGCUAAGCUUGCUGCUGUUACAAUGGAUGAGCAAGGGAAUGAAAUAUUUGACACAAGUGGCGCUCUAGAUAAGUUGCGAAAGUCAUUGCAACUUGAGAGACUUGCUAUGUAUCAUGACUCAAAUAGCCUUCCUUGGGUGAUAGAUAAAAAGUGGGAGGAUCUAACUCCCAAGGAGUGGAUAGAGAUAUUUGAAGACGGCAUAAAUGAACCAAUUGCAGGCCAUGGAACAGUAUCGAAAUGGGCUCUGAACCGCAAGUAUUUGGUUUCACCAAUAAAUGGAGUCCUCAGAUAUCAUAGACUGGGAGGUCAGGAAAGGAAUAAUCCAGAGGUUCCCUUUGAGAAGGCCUCAAUUGUCCUUAGUGAUGUUAAUUUAACAAUUACAGAGGAGCAAUAUCAUGACUGCAUAAAGCUUUUUGAAGUUGUUUCCAGAUACAAGACAUAUGUUGAGAUUUCACAUUUAAGACCUGUAGUGGCUGUUUCAAAGGCUCCUUAUUUGUGGUGGCGCUAUGCUGCUCAGGCUGCUCUACAGCAGAAAAAAAUGUGCUAUCGGUUCUCGUGGGAUCGAAUUCGCCAUCUUUGCCAGCUCCGUCGACAUUACAUUCAGUUGUAUGCUAUUUCACUGCAGCAGUCAUCAAAGUUUAAUUACUCAGAAAUUAGAGAAAUCGAAAGAGACCUUGAUUCAAAAGUUAUCCUUCUGUGGAGGUUACUUGCACAUGCGAAGGUUGAAUCGGUAAAAUUGAAGGAAGCAGCUGAACAGAGGAGGCUUAAGAAUAAAAGCUGGUUCUCAUUGAAAUGGCGUGGAAACUCAGAUGACUCUGUUGAUAAUAAUGGAUCUGAGGAAUCUCCGGUAACAGAGGAAAAAUUGACUAAAGAAGAAUGGCAGGCAAUAAAUAAAUUAUUGAGUUACCAGCCGGAUGAGGAGAUGCCAUCACACUCAGGAAAAGACAUGCAAAACAUGAUCCAGUUUCUGGUAACUGUAUCUAUUGGUCAGGCUGCAGCCAGGAUUAUCAAUAUAAAUCAAAUGGAGAUUCUUUGCAGCAGAUUUGAACAACUUCAUGUAUCAACCAAGUUUAAACAUCGAAGUACUCAGUGCGAUGUGUUGUUGAAAUUCUAUGGCUUGUCUGCUCCUGAAGGGUCACUUGCCCAGAGUGUUUGCAGUGAGGAAAAGAUGAAUGCUUUGGCUGCUAGUUUUGUACACUCGCCGGUUGGAGAGAGUGUUGAUUGGAGGUUGUCGGCCACAAUUUCUCCUUGCCAUGUUACGGUUUUGAGGGAAAGCUGUGACCGCUUCUUGGAGUUUGUGAAGAGGAGUAAUGCAGUUAGCCCCACUGUUGCACUGGAAACGGCAACUGCAUUGCAGAUGAAGUUUGAGAAAGUGACUCGAAGAGCCCAAGAGCAAUUCCAAAUGGUACUGGAGGAGCAAAGCAAAUUUGCUCUCGACAUUGAUCUUGAUGCUCCGAAAGUCAGAAUUCCUCUAAGGCCAAAUGGCUCUUCCAAAUGUGAUGGCCAUUUUCUUUUAGAUUUUGGUCAUUUUACUUUAAACACCAUGGAUAGUCGGUCUACUGAUCAGAGGCAAAACUCAUAUUCCCGUUUCUACAUUUCUGGGAGAGAUAUUGCUGCCUUCUUUACAGAUUGUGGUUCUGAUAGUGAGACUUGCAGUUUACUUGUAGCAAAUUCUGAUAAUCAGUUGACUUUGUCUCCUAUGCUGGAAAAGGAGGACCACUUCUACUCUCUUAUUGAUAGGUGUGGGAUGGCUGUAAUUGUUGAUCAGAUUAAAGUAGCCAGUCCACAUUGCCCAUCAACACGUAUUUCUGUUCAAGUACCAAAUCUUGGCAUUCACUUUUCACCUGCAAGAUAUUUCAGACUAAUGGAAUUACUAAACAUCCUAUAUGGUACAAUGGAAAAUUGUGGUCAGUCUACUGUUGAUAAUUUCCAGACUGUAGUGGCCCCUUGGAAUCCCGCUGAUCUUGCAGUUCAUGCCAGAAUCUUAGUUUGGAGGGGCAUUGGAAACUCAGUUGCUACAUGGCAGCCAUGUUUCCUUGUGUUAUCCGGAUUGUAUCUUUAUGUAUUUGAAUCUGAAAUAUCCCCAGCUUACCAGCGAUACUUGAGCAUGGCUGGUAGACAGGUGUUUGAGGUCCCACAGGUAAAUGUUGGUGGUUCCCCAUUUUGCAUUGCUGUGAGUUUCAGGGGGAUGGACAUUCAGAGGGCUCUGGAAUCUUCUAGCACCUGGGUGAUUGAGUUUCAAAGGGAGGUGGAAAAGGCAACUUGGUUAAAAGAACUCACGCAAACCAUAUAUCAAGCUUCAGAGCCUCCAUCAGUGGAUGUGCUUGGUGAAGUAAGUGAUAGUGCUGGUGACUUUGAUGAUCCUCAACCAAGAAAUGUGAAAUCUGCUGAUCUUGUUAUCAGUGGGGCGCUGGUGGAAACCAAGUUGUGUAUAUAUGGAAAGACCGGGGGAAAAGUUAACGAGGAACCUGAAGAGACUUUAAUACUUGAAGUUCGUGCUGUAGGGGGAAAGGUACACAUAGUCAGUUGUGAAACAGAACUACGAGUGAAAAUGAAGCUACAUUCUUUGAGGAUUAAAGAUGAGCUUCAAGGUCAACUACGAAAAGUUCCACAAUAUUUGGCGUGCUCUGUGCUGAAGAAAGACAAUUUGUCUUCCCAGGGUACAGGUGAUCCCCAUGAAAAAGAGGUGUCUGUGAUCCUUUUGGAGGAUGAGGAUACUUUUACAGAUGCUUUGCCAGAAUUUUUGUCUCUGAGAGAUCUUGGACUUCAUUCACAAGACAUGGAUGUGGCUCAAUGUGGCAUAAUGGGAUACAUCGAUAAUCGUGGAGGAUCUGAGUUAGCAGGGGUCUUGAUUCAUGAAAAAGAUUCAAUACAAGAAACUUUUUCUGAUGAGAUAUUUUAUGAAGCACAAGGUGGUGAUGAUUCUGAUUUUGUGUCAGUUACCUUUCUGGCCAGGAGUUCUGGUUCUCAUGAUUACGAUGGUAUAGAUACGCAGAUGAGCAUUCGCAUGUCCAAACUGGAGUUCUUCUGCAACCGACCCACUCUCGUCGCUUUGAUUGGUUUUGGCUUUGAUCUGGCUGCUGCAAAUACUUCAAGGAGUGGUACAGAUGAGAUGAAAAUUUCAAAUGAUAAAUCUUGAUCAGUAAAGACAGACUGAGAAAGUGGGCAUGAAGGGUUGCUGGGUUAUGGUAAAGAUCGUGCAGUUUAUUUAAAUAUGAAUAUUGAUAGUGUGACUGUGUUCCUUAACAAGGAGGAUGGUUCUCAGCUUGCCAUGUUUGUACAAGAAAGUUUCUUGUUAGACAUAAAGGUCCAUCCAAGUUCCAUCUCGCUUGAAGGGACAUUGGGAAAUUUCAGACUGUGUGAUAUGUCACUAGGGACAAAUCAUUCUUGGGGUUGGCUUUGUGAUAUACGUAAUCAAGGAGUUGAAUCUCUGAUAAAAUUCAAAUUUAAUUCUUAUAGUGCUGGAGAUGUGGAUUAUGAAGGACAUGAUUAUAGCUUGUCUGGGCGACUUUCUGCUGUUCGAAUUAUUUUUCUCUAUAGGUUUAUUCAGGAGAUAACAGUAUAUUUCAUGGAACUUGCCACGCCACACACUGAAGAAGUAAUAAAACUUGUUGAUAAAGUUGGAGGCUUUGAGUGGUUGAUACAGAAAUAUGAGAUUGAUGGAGCUGCAGCCUUAAAGCUUGACCUCUCACUUGACACUCCAAUAAUUAUUAUUCCUAGGAAUUCAACAAGCACAGAUUUCAUUCAACUUGACCUUGGUCAGCUACGAGUGACAAAUGAAAUUAAUUGGCAUGGUUGCCCAGAGAAGGAUCCUACUGCUGUGCAUAUUGAUGUCCUCCAUGCUGAGAUUUUGGGAAUCAACAUGGCUGUAGGAAUCAAUGGGUCUAUUGGUAAACCAAUGAUACGUGAAGGGCAAGGACUGGACAUUUAUGUUCGACGCAGUUUGAGGGAUGUUUUCAGGAAAGUUCCAACAUUUUCUCUUGAAGUUAAGGUUGAUUACUUGCAUGGUGUGAUGUCUGAUAAAGAAUAUGGUGUUAUUGUAAAUUGUACGUACAUGAAUUUAUAUGAGGAACCAAGGCUACCUCCAAGUUUUCGUGGCAGCAAAUCCAAUUCUAAAGACACAAUGCGACAACUGGUUGACAAAGUGAACUUGAAUAGUCAAAUGAUUUUGUCACGUACGGUUACUAUAAUGGCUGUUGAAGUCAAUUAUGCUCUCCUGGAGUUACGUAAUGGUGUUCAUGAGGACUCACCUUUAGCUCAUAUUUCUCUAGAAGGUCUUUGGGUAUCAUAUCGAAUGACUUCAUUAUCCGAAACAGAUCUAUAUGUGACCAUCCCUAAAUUUUCUAUUCUUGACAUUCGCCCUAAUACAAAACCUGAAAUGCGCCUGAUGCUUGGAUCAUCCACUGAUGUGUCCAAGCAACCUUCUACAGGAAAUUUUCCAUUUUCCUCAAGUAAGGGCAGCUUUAGAAGAGUGAACUCUAGAGCUGGCCCUGAUGCGGAAGUUCCAUUUUCAACAAUGUUCUUGAUGGAUUAUAGAUGGCGGAUAUCCUCCCAGUCAAGUGUGGUUAGGGUUCAGCAACCACGAGUCCUUGUUGUACUGGAUUUCCUGCUAGCAGUUGGUGAAUAUUUUGUGCCAGCUUUGGGAACAAUAACUGGAAGGGAAGAAACAAUGGAUCCUAAGAAUGACCCAAUAAGCAGAAACAAUAGCAUAAUACUUUCUGAACCUGUUUACAGGCAGAGUGAAGAUGUGUUGCUGCUGUCCCCAAGUAGACAGUUAGUAGCAGAUGCCAUGGGAGUCGACGAAUAUACUUAUGAUGGUUGUGGAAAGGUAAUCUCUUUAAGUGAAGAAAGAGAGACAAAAGAAUAUUCGUCAAGAUUCCAACCAAUCAUAAUCAUUGGACGCUGUAAAAGGUUGCGGUUUGUCAAUGUGAAAAUUGAGAAUGGUUCCCUCUUGAGGAAGUACACAUACUUAAGUAAUGAUAGCAGCUACUCAAUCUCCUUGGAAGAUGGUGUUGAUAUUUCAUUGCUGGACAAUUCUUUUUCUGAUUCGGAGAAGAAUAUUCAUGGCAAUACGGAUGAAUCAUCAGACACGUCCAGUGUUUUUUCAUCUUCUAAAACGGGCAGAAAUAUCCUUAUUCAAGAUUUUUUUAUGUGUGUGCAGGUUGUUUCACCUGAAUUCACCUUCUACGAUAGUACAAAAUCAUCACUUGAUGAUUCCUCUUACGGUGAAAAGCUUUUGCGUGCAAAAAUGGACUUCAGCUUCAUGUAUGCAUCAAAAGAAAAUGAUAUGUGGAUACGAGCCCUUCUAAAGGAUCUCCUUGUCGAGUCUGGUUCUGGUCUUAUCAUUCUUGACCCAGUUGACAUUUCGGGAGGAUAUACUUCUGUUAAAGAGAAAACAAAUUUAUCAUUGAUAUCAACUGAUAUACGUAUUCAUCUUUCCUUGAGCUGUAUCUCCCUUCUAUUCAAUCUACAGCGCCAAGUAUGUGCAGCAUUACAGUUUGGAAAUACAAUUCCACUAGUUCCUUGUACCAACUAUGACCGGAUAUGGGUGUCCCCAAAAGAAAAUGGGCCUCAUAACAACCUUACCAUCUGGAGGCCUCAAGCUCCUUCAAAUUAUGUUAUAUUGGGAGAUUGUGUGACAUCAAGUGGUGGUCAAAAACAAAGGGUUGCCAUUGUCCAUGCUCUGGUUGAAGCCUGUAAAGUGUUGUUACUAGACGAGCUCACUAACUUUUUGGAUGAAAGUGAUCAGGAAAAAAAUACGAUCAUAAGGUGCAUGAUAACACUUAAGAAUUAUCCUGAGACGAGCAAUACAAGACGCAAGUUUGUAAUGAUAGAGCGGAAAACAUUUGAUCUGGUGAGUGAGGGGAAAGAUCUGAAGGGUUUGCAAAUAAGCAAGAAUCGAAGAGGAUUCAGGGUCUCAAUUUCAAUGGAGAAGGAGGAGGUCGAGUGGUUGUUGGAGGCGUUAGAAGACUUUUAUUGGCGGAAUGGGGAAGAUUUCUGGGGGAGGAACAAGGUUGGGAAUGGAUACCGAUUCAGGAUUGCGUUGGGUUGGAAUAGAAGAGGGAGGCCAAAAGCUGGUGGAUGGUGGCAAAUCAUGAGAUCAGUCGUCGAACUUGCUGAGAGGGAGAUCCUCAACCCGGACGGUAAAGGAAAGAAUAUGGGGGAGAAGGACUGCAGGGAGGUGCCAGUAGAGAGACAAAAUACACAGUUGGAAGCCCUUUAGCCACUAGUGGAACCCUUUGAUGGAAUAUUCAAGUUUGAAACAUUUGAGACAAAUGCGCAUGCGAUAUCAAAGGUUGGAAAGAGAGUGCGUAUUGCUGCAACUAAUAUUCUCAACAUUAAUAUUACCGCUGCAAAUCUUGAAACUCUUGGAGAGACCAUUCUUUCAUGGAGAAGGCAAUUAGAACUUGAACAAAAAGCAAGUAAAAUAGAAGAGGAGGCUGGUAGUCAAUGCAAACAUGAAGAUGAUCAAAUGCUUUCUGCACUUGAUGAGGAUGAUUUUCAGACAAUAAUAGUGGAAAAUAAGCUAGGAUGUGACAUGUACUUGAAGAAGAUAGAGGAAAAUUCAGAUGUAGUUCAGUGGCUACCUCACAGCGAUUGCACUUCUGUGUGGAUUCCACCACCAAGGUUUUUAGACAGGGUAGAUGUUGCAGAUGGUUCUAGAGAAGCACGUUAUUAUGUUACCGUACAGAUUAUUGAAGCAAAGGGUUUGCCUAUAAUUGAUGAUGGUAACAGCCAUAACUUCUUCUGUACUUUGCGUCUCGUCGUUGACAGUCAGCCCAUGGAUCAACAGAAGCUUUUCCCUCAGAGUGCUAGGACAAAAUGUGUCAAGCCUCUAGUUUCAGAAACUAGUAAUACAAAUGAAGGCACUGCUAAGUGGAAUGAACUUUUUAUAUUUGAAAUUCCUCGUAAGCCCAACAAUGACGGAGAUGCAUCUGUUAAUGGAUGUUUGUGUGUUUCCACAUCUUACUUUGAGAGAAAUACAUUGGCAAACUUUCAACUGGAGGUAGAAAAUGAAGAUGCUGUUGAUAGGGACAUAGGUUUCUGGGUUGGACUUGGCCCUGAUGGUUCCUGGGAGAGUGUCCGUUCAUUACUUCCACUGUCAGUAGUCCCAAAAUCAUUAUUAAAUGACUUUUUCGCUAUGGAAGUUGUGAUGAAAGGUGGAAAAAAGCAUGCAAUUUUCAGAGGCUUGGCAACAGUCGUAAAUGACUCAGAUAUCAAAUUGGAUAUAUCCAUAUCUUCUGUUUCUUUGCCUCACGGUUCCGAACACUCUCAACAUACAAGUGGUUCUAACACUGUAGUUGAAGAGUUAUUUGAAAAUCAAUGUUUUCAGCCAAUUUCUACUGGGGGUAAUAGAUGGUCUGGCUCUUGUCGUGAUGAACCAGCAUGGUGGAGCACCAGGGACUUCUCAUAUUCGUCAAAGGACUUUUUUGAACCUCCUCUUCCUCCUGGGUGGCAAUGGGCAUCAACAUGGACAAUUGAAAAGUCCCAACUUGUGGAUGAUGAUGGUUGGGCCUAUGGGCCUGACUUCCAGACUCUGAAAUGGCCCCCAUCCUCUUCCAGAUCACAUAUGAAAUCAACCACUGAUACUGCACGCCGAAGGCAUUGGAUUCGCACAAGGCAGCUGGCUACUGCACAAGAAAUAAACUGUUUGAAGAGUGGUUACACUUCACUAAGCCCUGGAUCGUCUUCUCCGCUGCCAUGGGGAAGUACAUCCAAGGAUUCUAACCAGUAUUUAAGUCUUCGUCCUAGUGCCAACUGUCCUCAGCCUCCCUAUGAAUGGGGUUCUUGUGUUUGUGUUACAUCUAGUUUUGCAUGUGGAAAAGACCAGCCUGACACAGAUCAAAGGUCACUUAAUAGACAAAGUACUUUUAGGCAAGAAAGUAAAACGUCUAGUUUUGCUUUAAAGUUGAAUCAACUUGAGAAGAAGGAUAUGUUAUUUUAUUGUCAUCCUAAUUCUGGAAGUAAGCAACUUUGGCUUAGUGUUGGAACAGAUGCUUCAGUUCUCAAUACAGAAUUCAAUACACCUGUCUAUGAUUGGAGAAUCUCUAUUAAUUCACCUUUGAAAUUGGAAAAUCGACUUCCUUGUCAAGCCAAAUUUACAGUCUGGGAGAAGACUAAAGAAGGGAGUUUUAUUGAGCGAGAACAUGGAACAAUAUCUUCACGAAAGAGUGCACAUAUAUAUUCAGCAGAUAUCCAGAGACCUAUAUAUAUCACACUUUUUGUUCAUGAUGGCUGGGUUCUGGAAAAGGAUCCUAUUCUUGUUUUAGAUCUUUCUUCCAAUGAUCAUGUUGCAUCAUUUUGGAUGGUUCAUCAGCGAAGUAAAAGGAGAUUACGUGUGAGUAUUGAACGUGAUGUGGGAGGGACUGGUGCUGCACCAAAGACUCUAAGAUUUUUUGUUCCAUACUGGAUUACCAAUGAUUCACCUUUGCCUCUUGCAUAUCGAGUGGUGGAAAUUGAGCCUUCAGAAAGUACAGAUAUCGAUUCCCUUUUACUCUCUAGAGCUGUCAAAUCUGCAAAGACUACAAUGAGAAACCCCACAUACUCUAUGGAUCGGAAACAAUCUGCCCCAAGGAGAAAUCUUCAAGUACUUGAAGUAAUUGAGGACACAGGUUCUGCACCUAGCAUGCUUUCUCCACAAGAAUCUGCAGGGCGCAGAGGAGUUGUGUUGUUCCCCUCUCAAAAAGAUUCAUAUCUUUCCCCUCGCAUUGGCAUCGCUGUUGCUAUUCGCAAUUCUGAAAUUUUUAGUCCUGGAAUUUCACUUCUUGAGCUAGAAAAGAAGGAACGUGUUGAUGUAAAAGCAUUCAACUCUGAUGGUUCUUAUUAUAAGCUCUCAGCCGUACUGAACAUGACCUCAGAUAGAACAAAGGUUGUUCAUCUUCAGCCACACACCUUAUUUAUUAACAGGGCUGGGAUCAGCCUCUGUCUGCAGCAGUGUGAUUCUCAGUCAGUGGAGUGGAUUCAUCCUACUGAUCCUCCAAAACAUUUUGGAUGGCAAUCUUCUGCAAAAGUUGAGCUGUUGAAGUUGCAAGUGAAUGGAUAUAAGUGGAGCAUACCAUUUAGUGUUUCUAGUGAAGGCGUGAUGCGCAUUUCUUUAAGAAAAGAGGAUGAGGGUGGUCAAUUACCAUUGAGGAUACAAGUACGGAGUGGGACAAAGAACUCAAGCUAUGAAGUUAUUUUCCGUCCAAAUUCUUUUUCAAGUCCUUACAGGAUAGAAAAUCGUUCCAUGUUUUUAGCUAUUCGUUGUCGGCAAGUGGAUACUACUGAUGAUUCCUGGCAGUACCUUCUUCCAAACACAGCUGCUUCAUUUUACUGGGAAGAUCUUGGUAGACGACAUUUGUUGGAACUCCUUGUCGAUGGGACAGACCCACUGAAAUCAGAAAAAUAUAAUAUUGAUGAGAUUUUUGACCACCAGCCCAGCAUUAUUGGGGGUGGACCUGCUACAGCUCUACGUGUUACCAUCCUUAAGGAAGAGAAAAUGAAUAUUGUUAAGAUCAGUGACUGGAUGCCAGAAACCGAGACCAACGCAAUCAUGAAUGUCAAACUUUCAUCAUCUCUGUCUCACAUUCCCAGAAAUGACUCCCAGCAACAACAACCAGCAACCACCAUUGAUUCUGAAUUUCAUGUCAUUGUUGACGUUUCUGAGCUUGGAGUCUCUAUUGUUGACCAUACACCUGAGGAGAUACUGUACCUGUCAGUGCAGAAUCUUCUUCUAGCAUAUUCAACUGGCUUGGAGUCUGGGCUUAGCAGGUUCAAACUACGAAUGCGCAGAAUACAAGUAGAUAACCAGUUACCAUUAACUCCAAUGCCGGUCCUCUUCAGGCCACAGAAAAGUGGAGAAGAAACUGAAUAUAUCUUGAAAUUUUCAAUGACUCUGCAGUCAAAUGGAUCAUUAGAUCUAUGUGUAUAUCCAUAUAUUGGUUUCAAUGGACCUGAGAAUUCUGCCUUUUUAGUAAACAUUCAUGAACCUAUUAUUUGGCGUAUUCACGAGAUGAUCCAGCAGGUUAAUCUCGGUCGGCUAAAUGAUACUCAAACAACUGCUGUUUCAGUUGAUCCAAUCAUUCAAAUUGGAGUUCUUAAUAUCUCAGAAAUUCGAUUCAAAGUGUCAAUGGCUAUGUCACCUAGUCAAAGGCCUAGAGGAGUACUUGGUUUCUGGUCAUCCUUGAUGACUGCCCUGGGUAACACAGAAAAUAUGCCAAUCAGGAUAAAUCAAAGAUUUCAUGAGAAUGUGUGCAUGAGGCAAAGUAGUAUGGUUACUAGUGCUGUUGUGAAUAUCAAAAAAGAUAUUCUGGGUCAGCCUCUUCAACUACUUUCAGGAGUUGAUAUAUUGGGCAAUGCAAGCAGUGCUCUUGGACAUAUGAGUAAAGGAGUGGCGGCAUUAUCUAUGGAUAAAAAAUUCAUUCAAAGUCGACAGAGACAGGAGAACAAGGGUGUGGAGGACCUCGGUGAUGUUCUCAGAGAGGGAGGUGGAGCAUUAGCAAAAGGCCUGUUCAGAGGAGUCACAGGUAUAUUAACAAAACCUCUUGAAGGUGCAAAAAGUUCUGGUGUUGAAGGUUUUGUUCAGGGUGUUGGAAAAGGAAUUAUUGGUGCUGCUGCACAACCUGUGAGUGGAGUACUGGAUCUUUUGUCAAAAACUACAGAAGGUGCCAAUGCUGUGAGAAUGAAGAUUGCAUCUGCCAUGACUUCAGAUGAACAACUCCUCCGCAGGAGACUACCUCGCGCAAUUGGUGGAGAUAAUUUGCUUUGCCCAUAUGAUGAUUAUAAAGCACAAGGGCAGGUCAUAUUGCAGUUGGCAGAAUCUGGCUCAUUUCUUGGCCAGGUUGAUCUGUUUAAAAUACGUGGAAAAUUUGCCUUGUCAGAUGCUUAUGAAGAUCACUUUAUGCUCCCAAAAGGAAAAAUCCUUGUAGUCACUCAUCGAAGAGUUAUUUUGUUGCAACAAACCACCAACAUCAUUGCUCAAAGGAAGUUUAGCCCUGCAAGGGAUCCAUGUUCUAUAUUGUGGGAUGUGCUGUGGGAUGACCUAGCUACAAUGGAACUGACUCGUGGAAAGAAAGACCAUCCUAAAACUUCACCUUCACGUCUUACACUUUAUCUAAAGACUAGGCCAGGAGAUGCAAAGGAACAAGUUCGUACUAUAAAAUGCAGCACUGAUUCCCACCAGGCGCUUGAGGUGCACUCUUCAAUUGAGCAAGCAAUGAACACUUACGGGCAGAACCCUUCAAAGGAAAUGCUGAAGAAAAAAGUGACAAAACCAUAUUCACCAAUUGCCCAAGCUGAAGUAAUUCAAAAAGAAGGGGCUUGCAUAUGGUCUCCUCCACAGCUGCCUGCAUCGGUGCCGCUAAGUUCAACUUUUGGAAGCAGCGGUGUCAAUUGAUUUUGGAAGGUUAAUUUAGCAUCUUAUUGGGUCAUAGGCAGAUUCUGCUGAGCAAUACUGAUAUUGACUCCUACAUCUCUGUUAUUUUCAACAGGUGUAAAAAGACCCUACAAUGAACUACUCAUCAAUUGGGAAUUUGGGAUGCACAUUGACACGAGCUUCUUGGAGGAUACAUUUCAGAGGACAUGUGUUGCUAGUUUGUUGCAACAAAAAUUUUGGAAUACAAAUUGAAUUACCUUAUACCUAAAUUUGUAUAUAAGAUAAAAAUUCUGCCUCUCACCUGUGGAUUCUUUAAGUGUACAUAUACAUGUACAUAUGCACUUCAAUUGCCUUGUACUACCUCAAGAUCUGUCAACCGCACGAGUAUCAUUUGGUUCAGUGAUCAAUGUUGAUAUAUCAAUGUGUUACUGACCUGCACAGCAA